This is a messenger RNA of Ophidiomyces ophidiicola, 1374 nucleotides long. RefSeq names its product a-factor receptor (gene STE3). NCBI's taxonomy places the organism in Eukaryota, Fungi, Ascomycota, Eurotiomycetes, Onygenales, Onygenaceae. Gene Ontology annotation, biological process: G protein-coupled receptor signaling pathway. The transcript is spliced from 3 exons. The record is from RefSeq and is a predicted model, not a curated record. Gene Ontology annotation, cellular component: membrane. Gene Ontology annotation, molecular function: mating-type factor pheromone receptor activity. Bases 1 to 1374 code for a protein of 457 amino acids.
AUGUCUGACCAAGCUCUUUUAAUGGAGAUGUCUACUCAAGGCAUUAUCCUUUCUAUUGCCGCCCUCCUGGCCACCAUCGUCUGCAUCCCGCCGCUGGUCUGGCACUCCAGGAACAAGAACUUCCCUGCGGUGUGCCUCACCGUCUGGCUGAUUAUCCAGAAUACCUACAACUUCGUCAACCCAUUCAUCUGGCCCACCGAUGCCGUGGAUACCUGGUGGCUGGGCCCGGUGUACUGCGACAUCCAAGCCAAACUCAUCACCGGCGCCGGAGUGGGCAUUGCCGGCCCCUUAGCAUGCAUCUUUCGCUCGCUGGCUAAGGUCCUAGACACUGAUCGUGCCACUUUGAUGCCGAGCAAGGGAGAGAAGAGACGGACACUGGCCUUCGACAUCAUCUUUUGUGUGGUAAUUCCAGUCUUUGUCAUGGCAAUCCACUACAUCAUUCAGGAGAACAGGUACUUCAUUUACGCCAUCGUUGGGUGUAUGCCUUCCUAUGUGUCGAGCUGGCCGAGUGUGAUUGUUGGCUACAUGUGGCCUCCCCUAGUGCUCACUGUUGCAGCAGUGUAUGCAGGAAUCGUCGUGUAUCGCCUCAUCAAGUACAAGCGUGAAUUCAACAGCAUCGUCUCUGCUAGCACCACCACCACAAAAUCCCGAUUUCUCAGGCUGCUCAUUCUGGCCCUGCUCAUGCUUCUCGGGAGCUACCCAGCCCAGCUCUACGUUUUGUACUUCAACAUCACCGCCUUCCAGCCCUGGAUGCCAUUCUCCUGGAGCCAGGUCCACGGGCCCGAUUGGUAUGUGAUUUUCAAGUAUACCAUGGGCGGCAAAGUGUUCUUCGAUCGCUGGAUCCAGGUCAUUGCCGGCUACUUGGUAUUUAUCUUCUUCGGCUUCGGCAAAGAUGCAACCCUCAUGUAUCGAUCUUUCCUGCUGAAGCUUGGUCUUGGACGAAUCUUCCCCGCGCUCGAGCACCCUCAUCUUAUGAGCUCGGGAUACGGCUCCUCUGGCAAUAAAAGCGGCUCCUUUGGAAGUCGAGCGAGGAUGCUUUUCAAGAAGGACUCGCAGCAGACCAUGACUAUGUCCAACAGUUCGAAAUCCGAUGAUUGGAACGCCGUCAUUCUCAAUUCCGUCGCUUCCAACGACGAUCACCGCCGCAGCUCCUCGUUUUCAACCACCAAACCUCCCCCGCCACCAUCUCAAGCACGCGCAGCUUCCCCCAGAGACCGCCGUUCAUCGCCUCUCAUGCCCGACCUCGAGCUUCUUGACGCUGGGAGCAUCUUACAGCCCUCACCCGCUGCCCAUGGUAAACACUAUGACCCGAAUUCUAUUGAAGUGCGGACAUCAGUUACUGUUGAGCGCAGUCGAGGUGAUAACAUCGUAUGA